AUGAAGUUGGAGAGGUUGCUAAGCUGCUUGCACCAGCGGGUACCAAUCCAUGAAUUUUUGGUACCCUCAAAUGUAGAUAAUGAUCAGUCUGGCGAGCUCUAUUCGAUCUCAUCUCAAGAGAAAAUACUUCAACUCAUUCAAAGCAUAGUCACACAUAAUUCGUACUAUGCUAAACUUUUUCUAAAGAAGUAUAUAGACAUAAUAGAGAGACAGGGAAUAGAGAUCUUGGAGGAAUUGUACGAAUUGUACUGCGAUGAAACCAUACUUAAUGCGAAGGAAUUAGGACCCACUGAGUCUGACACAUUAUGCUACACGAUAGCUAACCAUGUUGAAGUCUACAUAAAGGAGUACCCCAAAUUAAUUUCCGGUAAAGGAACCACAGGACUUCGGACAUGGGAGGCUGCCCUCUAUAUGGCCCACUUUCUAUAUGAAAAAAACGAAUUUGCAGUGGAUGGGGCCACCUCUAUACUAGAGUUGGGAACAGGAACUGGACUUUUGAGUUUAUCACUAGCAAAUAAUCCCAAUUUCACUUUCAGAAAAUUGAUAUUGACAGAUGGAGACAGUCAAUUGAUCGAUAAUUUGAACGACACAUUUGAGUUGAACAAAAUCGAGAAGUCAAAUUCCAAAAUUAGCUGUCAACAAUUGCUUUGGGGUACCACCGGCCCUUCAACACUGGAGGAUUUCAUUCAGCCAGUUCCCAGUAGUAUCGAUUACAUAAUCGCAGCCGAUGUCACUUACGAUUCGAGGAUAUUAUCAUUAUUGUGUAGUACUAUUAAUGACUUUUUCGUACUGGGAACAAAGGCUGCGUUGAUUGCCGCUACAGUCAGAAACGAAGAAACCUUGAAAGACUGGGAAAUAGAGUUGACUAAUUGGUUUGGAGCAUCCAACUGGUGCAUAAAAGACAAGUGUGAAGAGCCCGAGAAAUUAAAUACCUCCACUUGGUUCCGCAAGGGUACAGCAGAAAUCAGAAUUUAUGAAAUUAUGAACGCCAAAUAG
This is a messenger RNA of Dujonia railenensis, 996 nucleotides long. NCBI's taxonomy places the organism in Eukaryota, Fungi, Ascomycota, Pichiomycetes, Serinales, Debaryomycetaceae. The record is from the annotation of a GenBank genome assembly.